Molecule: messenger RNA, 1826 nt
Organism: Brassica oleracea var. oleracea
Lineage: Eukaryota; Viridiplantae; Streptophyta; Magnoliopsida; Brassicales; Brassicaceae
Product: reticuline oxidase-like protein
Exons: 1
Coding region: 53-1633 (526 amino acids)
Molecular function (GO): FAD binding; oxidoreductase activity
Source: RefSeq, a predicted model, not a curated record
AACACACACAAGCUCUCAAGCUUAUAAUAGAAACUCCCAAACAACACAAAACAUGGAAAAGUUACUAGUUAUAGCUCUGUUACUGAUCUUAAACUCAGUUGCCACUUCACAACCCGUGACCGAUCCGGUGGCUUUCCUCCGAUGUCUGGAACGACAGCCGACGGAUCCAGCGAGUCUGAACUCUGCCGUAGCCUACAUCCCAACAAACUCCUCCUUCACCACCGUACUCCGCAACCGCAUACCUAACCUCCGUUUCGACAAACCCACAACCCCAAAACCACUCGCCAUAGUCGCAGCCGCCACGUGGACACACAUUCAGGCGGCGCUAGGAUGCGCCCGCGAACUCUCUCUUCAGGUUAGGAUCCGAAGCGGUGGUCACGACUUCGAAGGACUCUCCUACACGUCAACCGUCCCAUUCUUCGUCCUCGACAUGUUUAGUUUCAGAACAGUCGACGUGAAUCUCACCGACGGGACGGCUUGGGUCGAUGCCGGCGUUACGACGGGAGAGCUUUACUACCGUAUCGCUGAAAAGAGCAACGUUCUUGGAUUCCCGGCGGGUUUAUGUACAACGUUAGGCGUUGGUGGACAUUUUAGCGGAGGAGGAUACGGGACGAUGAUGAGAAAGUACGGAUUGUCCGUAGACAACGUUGUCGGCUCCGGGAUCGUUGACUCCAACGGGAACAUAUUCACCGACCGGGUAUCAAUGGGUGAAGACCGUUUCUGGGCGAUACGAGGAGGUGGAGCCGCGAGUUUUGGCGUCGUGCUUGGAUACAAGAUCCGGCUUGUUCCUGUGCCGGAGAAAGUUACGGUCUUUAACGUCAGAAGAACCGUCGCAGAAGGAGGGGUUGAUCUUAUUAUGAAGUGGCAGAGUUUUGCUCAUAGUACAGACCGAAACUUGUUCGUGAGGCUUACGUUGACUUUGGUCAACGGUACAAAGCCUGGUGAAAAGAUGGCUUUGGCCUCCUUCAUUGGGAUGUAUCUAGGCGGAUCGGAUAAGACGUUCAACGUGAUGAACCGGGAUUUUCCUGAAUUAAAGCUCAAGAGAACCGAUUGUACCGAAAUGAGAUGGAUCGAAUCGGUCGUGUUUUGGGCCGGUUAUCCGAUCGGUACACCGAUUUCUGUACUACUAAACCGGACAGUGACUACUAAAGCCUUUCAUAAACGAAAAUCGGAUUAUGUGAAACGUCCAAUUUCGAGAACCGGUCUCGGUUUAAUACUCAAGAAGUUGGUGGAGGUUGAGAAUGUUAGAAUGUUUUUCAAUCCGUAUGGAGGAAGAAUGGGUGAGAUACCGAGUUCAAGGACACCGUUCCCACAUAGAGCAGGCAAUUUGUACAAGAUCGAGUAUCUCGUAAGCUGGUCGGAAGCUGGAGAGGACGUGGAGAAGAAUCAGUUGGCACGUGCCAGAGAGAUGUAUAAAUUCAUGAGCCCGUACGUGUCAAAAAAUCCGAGGGAAGCGUUUUUUAACUACCGAGAUCUUGACAUAGGGUCGAGUGUGAAUUCCACGUACGAGGAAGGUAAAGUCUACGGGGUUAAAUAUUUCAAAGACAAUUUCGAGAGGUUGGUUGAUAUUAAAACCUUGAUCGAUGCUGAAAACUUCUGGAAGAACGAACAAGGUAUACCGGUUCGAAGGUAAUAAGUGCGACAUGAGUGUUGUGGGAUUUGUGACAUGUAUUUAAGUUUUUUUUUCAAGCAAAUAAAGCAAGAAACAUGACGACCAAUAUAUAUUGUUAUGAACAAAAUCAGCAUAUACCUAUUAAAAAUAAUGCUCCCUUCAAGGGUAUUUGUUUGUUUUACGUGAGUUAGUAAUUUUGUUCAACACUUGACAA